Molecule: messenger RNA, 5037 nt
Organism: Trichoplusia ni (cabbage looper)
Lineage: Eukaryota; Metazoa; Arthropoda; Insecta; Lepidoptera; Noctuidae
Gene: tst
Product: helicase SKI2W
Exons: 22
Coding region: 542-4300 (1252 amino acids)
Biological process (GO): nuclear-transcribed mRNA catabolic process, 3'-5' exonucleolytic nonsense-mediated decay
Cellular component (GO): Ski complex
Molecular function (GO): RNA helicase activity; ATP binding; RNA binding
Source: RefSeq, a predicted model, not a curated record
CAUUUAUAAUAUUAAUAUAAGUAGGGAUUAAACUAUAAACAGAAAGAGAGUUAAGAAAAAAAGAUUUUGAAAAAAAGAUUUUGAUGCUUUGUGAGUUAUUCAGUCUGUAAAAAAAGAGUCGGACACUGACCCCACAGAGUACAUUCUGAUUAUUUCUGAUAGAGUAUUAAUUAAUGUCUUUGUUUCUGAUAUACUGUGACCGGUGAUGGAUAAUCUUAAAUGACAGAAAAAUCGUUCGAAAACGUUCGCCUUCAUUUCGUGUUUUGAGAUAAUGGAUGAAAACAGACAAUGUACAAUUAUUGCUGUUUAAUAAACAUACUAACAAAACAUUCGUAUUGGUAUUAACUCAUGGUCUAAGUUAAAAAUAAACUUCUCCGGUCUUUCAUUCGGGGAAUUACAAGUUCAUAUGUUUUUGUCAGUUUGACUUUGACAUUUCUGCCUGUUGUCAUUGUUCGGAGUUUAUCUUAGAUUCGUUUCGUUGCGAAGAAAACGUUCAAAAUAAAGUAACCUCAUAAGUUUAUAGUAUUAAAUAAUUACAUAGAUGUCUAUCGAUACUGAAAAUGACUUUUCCGACUUCAAAUUGCCACCUAUCUUUGAAGAUCUGAAUGAGAGGGUUAAAGAAUACUUAUUGAAGCCGGAAAGACUUGCAAUACAUCAAUGGGAACGAUCUCAGACACACUGGCACAGGGAGUCAAAUGUUGAUUCUUUAUUUAUACAUGAUGACGACGAUUUCGGGCCGGACACCACAUUAGAGGUGGUAAGGGAUCCAAUCACUGGUGAGAUAACAGGCCUAGAAGAGAUCCAAAUACCAAUUGAAGAUGAUGAAGACAGCCUCUCCAUGUCAAGGGCCCCUUUACCCCCCAGCCUGGCGACAAGGGGCACCACAACGCAGAGCCCCUUUUUGCCAGCUGGCUUUGAGGAAGAAUUGGAGAAGAUGCUUGCUGAAGCAGCGAAUGGAGAAGUUAAUAUAGAUCUGGAUAAUUCUGAACCUGGAAAGUUUUUGGGUGAAGAUAUCUUGAACAUACCACCUGGAUCAAAAGAGGCUGUAUUGUUCGCUGAAGAUGGCUUUACACUCCUCAAUGAUCUUAAGGACACCAGUGACAAGGCUGAUGACGAGGACAAUGUUGAUAUUCAUGUCAAAAUUAACUUGGAAGAGGUUGUUGAUAAUAACGCACAUUUAGUAGAUUUAUGGAAAGAUGAGGAGGAACCACAAAAGAAACCUCAAAUACCAGCCAGGAAACUGGACCUGGACGCUGAUGCAGAUAAUGACAACUUCUUAGAAGCAACUAUCAUCAGACCUCCAAUAGAACUACCGGAUAUACCAGUACUGAAUAUUACCAGCUCAUCAAUGAAGACCGGUGUGACUUCCACGGAUUGGGCGGAGAUGAUUGACGUGUCCCAGCCCGUACCAGAGUUCACGGAUAAGAUUAAAGACAUGGCACAGACUUAUCCUUUCGAAUUGGAUAAUUUCCAGAAACAGGCUAUACUGAAACUAGAAGAGGGCCACCACGUCUUUGUUGCGGCUCAUACGUCAGCUGGUAAGACUGUUGUGGCUGAAUAUGCUAUUGCCAUGUCGAGGAGGAAUUGCACCAGAGCAAUAUACACAUCGCCCAUCAAAGCGUUAUCAAAUCAGAAGUAUAACGACUUCAACAAGAUGUUCGGUGAAGUGGGACUUCUGACCGGUGACCUGCAGAUCAAUGCCACGGCUUCCUGCCUCGUCAUGACCACUGAGAUCCUGCGCUCUAUGUUAUAUUGUGGUUCUGAUGUUACAAGAGAUUUAGAGUUCGUUAUAUUUGAUGAAGUACAUUAUAUUAAUAAUGCUGAGCGCGGUUACGUGUGGGAAGAAGUAUUAAUCCUGCUACCAGCGCACGUCAGUAUUGUGAUGUUAAGUGCGACAGUACCGAAUACGUUACAAUUCGCCGACUGGGUGGGCCGGACUAAGAAACGGAAAGUGUAUGUCGUGUCCACACCGAAGCGACCAGUGCCCCUUUGUCAUUAUCUCUAUACAGGUACGGGAGGUAAAUCAAAGAACGAGCGGUUCUUAGUGGUGGACCAAGAAGGGAACUUCCAACUCAGAGGGUAUAAUGAAGCGGUGGCUGCUAAGAAAGCAAGGGAGAACGAAUACAAGAAGAGCUUCGGCCCAAAAGGUGGCAAAAUGUAUAUGAAUCCGAAAGCAGAGCAGACAAUGUGGGUAGCAUUCAUCGACCACUUGAAACAAAAGGACAAGCUGCCUGUAGUCGCGUUUACACUGUCUCGUAACAGGUGUGACCAGAAUGCUGAAAAUCUGAUGUCAGUCGACUUAACUACAGCCAAAGAGAAGGGCCACAUUAGAUCCUUCUUUCAGAAAUGUCUGCAAAGGCUAAAAGAGCCAGACAGACGGUUACCACAGGUGAUAAGGUUACAACGAGUUCUUGAAAACGGAAUAGGUGUUCAUCACAGCGGUAUAUUGCCUUUACUGAAGGAAAUUGUAGAAAUGUUGUUCCAGUCAGGUUUCGUGAAAAUCUUAUUCGCGACGGAAACAUUCGCAAUGGGUGUGAACAUGCCUGCUAGAACUGUGGUCUUCGACGAGACCACGAAGUAUGACGGGCUGCAGCGGCGAACGCUGGCGCCGGCCGAGUACAUACAGAUGGCGGGCAGGGCUGGCAGGCGAGGUCUGGAUGACACGGGUACUGUGAUAAUCCUAUGCAAAGAGGGUGUCCCCGAUCUCGUGACCCUAAAAGGAAUGAUGUUGGGCAUACCGCAGAAGCUGUCCUCACAGUUCAGACUGACAUAUGCUAUGAUACUCAGUCUUUUACGGGCAGCAACAGUAUCAGUCGAAGGCAUGAUGCAACGUUCGUUCCGGGAGUUCAACCAAAUAUGUCAAGCGGACAACUACAGAAAACAAUUACAACUAGCUGAAAAGGAAUAUUCAGAAAAAUGCAGUACACCGCUGGCUUCGCACUUGGCGCCUCUCGCUACCUUCUAUGAUACCGCAGCAGCGUACAUCGACGUAUUGAAUGACAUCAUGCCCAUAUUACUAAAUACGGCGAAAGUUGCAAAGGAAUUGACGCCGGGGAAGAUACUUAUUGUAUCUGCAGGGCCGUAUGUUAACCAACUUGGGAUAUUGUUGAAUAAUAAUGGUCCAAGACAGACUCCAUACAAGGUGCUAGUACUGAACACGUCUAUUGAAGACAAUGCCAAGUAUAACUUCGAAGUGGAUGAGAACUGGUACAGGAUGCUGAGUUUCUCAGCUAUGUAUGAUACUAUAGGUACCGAAGAAACCACCUUAGAUCACACGGUGCUCUGUAUUGCACCUAAAAACAUUGUAGCUAUCACUAAAAUGAAUCUGAAAAUCGAUCCCAAAGUUAUUAUUGAUGACUGGGAGAGGAGACAAAUGCCCAGGUUCAAGGACGCGCCAGUAGGAUCCAGCUGCUCCAGCGCAGUGCAGGAGUUGUCUCGCAUGUCCCACGCGGUGUGUUCUGGCGCCACUGUGCUGGAACACGUGAGCCUCACGCAGUCGCUGUCCGUCACCACCGGCGAGAUACUGUCCUCACUUGAUAAGAUGAAUAAGUGUAUGAGCGAAUUAAAAGAACAAAAGAAAUGUACGGACAUAGCUAACUUUAAGACGGAGUUCGCAAUAGUUUACGAGCGGAAGUUGACGGAGAGGAAACGUGAUAAAUACAAGCGGCUGCUGUCCUUCGAGAACUUGGCGCUGUACCCGGACUACCAGCGGCGGCUGAUGGUGCUCAGGGAACUCAGCUAUAUCGAUGAACACGAUAGCGUUAUACUUAAAGGUCGCGUGGCAUGCGGUAUGGGUACGAACGAGCUCAUAAUCUCGGAGUUGGUCUUCAGAAACGUCUUCACUGACAAGACGCCAGCGGAGAUCGCAGCCUUGCUCAGUUGUUUCGUGUUCCAAGCGCGGACGCAAGUCGAGAACCAACUGACGGAUAAACUAGCAGAGGGUGUGAAAGCUAUCGAACAAAUUGAUCAAGAUUUAACAGCGAUAGAGUCUAAGUAUUUGGUCGGCCAGUUCGAAGGUCAAGCUGAAAGACUAAACUUUGGUCUUGUGAGAGUAGUCUACGAAUGGGCGCUAGAGAAACCAUUCGCUGAAAUAAUGGAUCUCACCGACGUACAAGAAGGAAUUAUCGUCAGGUGUAUUCAACAACUACACGAGUUACUAGUCGACGUGAAGGACGCAGCAGUGGCGGUAGGGGAUCCCAAACUCCAAGCCAAGAUGAUGGAAGCAUCGACAGCGAUCAAGCGAGACAUAGUCUUCGCUGCCAGCCUCUACACUACACAAAAAGAAACGGUCACUACAUAAUACUAUAUAAUCUGUGGUAUAAUAAUAUAAUACGCACGUCACACUGCCAUCUAGCGAGCAAGAGGAUAAGGCAAACACCGUUUCACCUUCUUUCAUGCUUCGGAACAACUGAGAUAUAAAUUGUUUAAAAAAUAAGACUGCGUCAAAUCUUCCGUGCUCGAAAACCUGAUUUCCCAAACAAGUAUAUUUCAAAAGGAAAAUGUUGUUCUCAAAACAUGGUUUUCUUGAAGGACUUGCUUGUUCAUUGCUCAGAAACUUUUUACAUAUAACUGUGUUAUAAAUCAGCUGGCGAUGUGCCCUGUGCUUAAUGCAAUGAUUAAAAGAACAAUAUUUUGAAGAAUCGUUGUCGGUGCAGUAAACAGCAUAGUAAAUUAUUAUACCACAUAUUAUAUCACUAUAGACUGUGGCUUAAGGAGAUAUUUGCAUGCAUCAAGAAGUAGUAUUUUUUAUUUUGAAUGUGUCGUUAGUUUAGUUCGCCUUUUUUUCGCAUAUUCGUUAAAGUUAUUUUUACUUGAUUGUGUAUUGAUGCAUGACAGUUAUUAUAGAAGAAUAUAUAUUUAUUAUACAAUAAUGCUGAUCAUUACUCAUUAUAUUGUAGAUUGCAGUUAUUUAUUAUAAAAUGUCUCGACUUUUUUUUUAUUGUAGGCUGGUGUAAGCUUUUGCAAUUUCGUCAUGAACCCUUUUUGGUUGUAUUGUUUUUUCUUGCUUUUAUUUUUAUUAUAGAUUCUUAAACCAUC